AUGUCUCAGAUCCAGCACGCGGUUCCGGACGCACCGAUCCGGUACACGCAGAUCUGCACCCGCAGCAGCAGCUGCUCCUCCCCGCAGACCUCAUCCUCCGCCGCCGCCGCCGGCACCGAGCCGCCGUCCUGCACCGGACACCGCGGCCGGACCCCCCGCAGGAAGUGGCAGGUGUUCCCGGGGCGGAACCGGUUCUACUGCGACGGGCGGGUGAUGAUGGCGCGGCAGACCGGGGUGUUCUACCUGACCCUGGUGCUCAUCCUCCUCACCAGCGGCCUCUUCUUCGCCUUCGACUGUCCCUACCUGGCGUCCAAUCUGAGUCCGGCCAUCCCGGCCGUCGGCGCCGUCCUCUUCGUCUUCGUCAUGGGGAUGCUGUUCAGGGCGAGCUUCAGCGACCCCGGCGUCCUGCCCAGGGCGACGCCCGACGAGGCCGCCGACCUGGAGAGGCAGAUCGACUCGACCGGCUGCUCCAAGCCUCCGCCUCGCACCAGAGAGGUUCUCAUCAACGGUCAGACCGUCAAGCUCAAGUACUGCUUCACCUGCAAGAUCUUCCGGCCGCCGCGGGCGUCCCACUGCAGCCUCUGUGACAACUGUGUCGAGCGUUUCGACCAUCACUGCCCCUGGGUGGGGAACUGCGUCGGACGGAGGAACUACCGCUUCUUCUACCUCUUCAUCCUCUCCCUCUCCUUCCUCACCAUCUUCAUCUUCGCCUUCGUCAUCACACACGUCGUCCUCAGAUCAAACCGGACCGGAUUCCUGACCACACUCAAAGACAGUCCAGCUAGCAUCCUGGAGGUGGUGGUGUGCUUCUUCUCCGUCUGGUCCAUUGUGGGCCUGUCGGGCUUCCAUACCUACCUUAUCAGCUCCAACCAGACCACCAACGAGGACAUCAAAGGAACCUGGUCCAAAAAGGAGGGAAAGGACAAUUACAACCCCUACAGCUACGGAAAUGUCCUGACCAACUGCUGCGCGGCGCUUUGUGGGCCGCUGCCUCCCAGUCUGAUUGACAGGAGGGGUCUGAUCCAGGCCGACACGCCGCAGACCGCGCACCAGUCCAACGGGACCGGCGGCGGCAGCUACGCCCCCACGCAGCUCCACAGUCACAUGUGCGACCAGGACCAGUGCCUCCAGAGCACCAAGUUCGUCCUGCAGGCCGCCGCCACGCCGCUGCUCCACAGCGACCCCGUUGUUCUGCCGCCUCUCCCCGCCAAGCCUGCCUCGCUGGGCGGGCCCUGCGCCUACCUGGCCCCCGCCCAGCCGACGCUGCCGUCCUGCGCCGGAGACGUCCUGACCCUGAGGGACACCGCCGUCGACUCCCACUGCCACCAUCACCUGCACCUGCACCACCUGCACCACCACCAGCACUUUGCCAGCCCUGAGGAGACGCCCUGCGGGACACCGCAGGGAGCCCUGCCCUGCCCCGCCCACAUGCACCUGCAGCACCCGGCACCGCCGGUCCGGUAUGACCCCGUGACCCAGGACUCACUGCACGAAGACUCGGUCAGAGGAUUGGUGAAACUCAGCUCCGUCUGAACCACCGGACAGAAAAACUUCAGGAAUGUAACAAAAAACCUUUAUAAUGACUAAGAACUGAUUUAUUUUUUAUUUUUAUUGCUUCUGAGUUUCUAAUUCCACCUGUUCAGAGUUUAAUUUGGAGCUGCGAAAGUUCACAUUUUCACUUUUUGGUGUAUUUUAUAUGAAAAAACAAAACACAAAGUUUUUCAUCGGUGGAGAAAUGGAAGUCAGACGGUGGUGGGAGAGAUAUUUGGAGCUAAAUACAAUACAAUCCUGGAAGUGCUGGGAUGGCCUAGUCCAAGGGUGGGCAAUCCUGGUCCUGAAGGGCUGGUGUCCUGCAACUCUUAGACAUCUCACUGGUCCAACACACUUGAGUCCAACAGCUGAGUCACCUCCCAAGUGCAGUCAGGUUCUCCAGAGUCCUGCUAACGACCUCAUUAUUUGACUCAGGUGUGUUGAAGUAGAUACAUCUAAAAGUUGCAGGAGACCGGCCCUCGUGGCCUGGAGUUGUCCACCUCUGGCCUAGUCAAACUCCAACUGAGAAUCUGCUAAAUGUGAAAACUUUCAGAAUGAGUUUGAGAUGUUUUGUGAAGAGGAAAUGUUCAAAGCUGAACAAGAAAAACCUGCAACUGGAACAGAGUCAAAAAUUUUCUGAAUAAAAAAAGCAUGCCACACUUUUCAGAUUUACUUCCACUUGCCAGUGAGGGACUACUUUGUGUUCCUAAUAAAAUACACUGAAGUUUUUGGUUUUUAAUGUGGCAGAAUGUGGAAAAGGUCGAUGCGUAUUAAUACUUCCACAGGGUUCUGGGUUCAUCAGUGCUUUUAUUUUGAAAUUCAGAACUUUGGGUUGUUUGGUUUCAGGUGUUUAAUGCAUUCAGGUGACGCAGUUUGAGCUGCACCGGGACCAAAGCUGGACUUCUCUUCUUUCUACCUUCAUCUUCCUCCUCAGAGAGGAAUUUAUUGGACUUUAAAUCCAGAAUAAGCUACUUGAUGAUGAUGAUGACUCCUUCUUCUUCUUUGAUUGCUUCUGCAGAGCUAUGGAGCUGAUGUGGCCCAGCUACACUGCCACACACAGUGUCAAGUUUUAUACCGAUGAUGUCGUCACUGCAUUAAAUUAAACCAUUCUGUGAUUUUAUUGUGAAGGUCAUAUAUUGUUUCCUUGCUGAAACCCUUCACAUUAAAAGAUCCGCUGAUAAACUUUUACAGAGAAAAACUGAAGUUAUCAAACUCCUCAGAGAGAAAUAAACCAAACAUUUCCUAAA
This is a messenger RNA of Poecilia latipinna (sailfin molly), 2777 nucleotides long. It is a transcript of the gene zdhhc14, whose product is annotated as zDHHC palmitoyltransferase 14. Gene Ontology annotation, biological process: peptidyl-L-cysteine S-palmitoylation; protein targeting to membrane. Lineage: Eukaryota; Metazoa; Chordata; Actinopteri; Cyprinodontiformes; Poeciliidae. The record is from RefSeq and is a predicted model, not a curated record. Gene Ontology annotation, cellular component: Golgi apparatus; endoplasmic reticulum. The coding region runs from base 1 to 1533 and encodes 510 amino acids. Gene Ontology annotation, molecular function: protein-cysteine S-palmitoyltransferase activity. The transcript has 9 exons.